GCAGAUCUGAAGAGCACAGUCAAGACCACAGACACCCGUGGAGGCUCCCCCAAGACAUCUGCUUCUCUGGGACUGGGGGCCUCGCGCAGGACCGUGGGGAGCUGGCUGAAGGACUUGGGGAGCCCAGAAGCUGCCACUGAACGAAGAACCACCUCUGUGCAGAAAAGCAACCACCUUGUUCUCUAUUCUGCUGCCCGAGACAACCACAUCCUCCUCCUCCUACACCCAAAGGCUCCCAUGGAGAGCUCAGAUGUGGAGCUGGACCUCCAGAGGAGCGUGCAGGCUGUGCUCCGGGAGCUCAGCACCCAGGCCCCUGCCCUGCAGAGCAACCAAGGCAUGUGGAGGUGGUCCCUGCACAAGAAGGUUGAGCGAGAUCCUGGUAAGAGCCCGGUGCUGGUCCGCAUUCUUCUCAGAGAACUGGAGAAGGCGGAAAGCCAGGACCUCCGGCAUGUCAUCAUUCCCUUGCUGCACACUGUAAUGUACGUGCUCACCAAGGCCACAGGAAUCACAGAAGAGCUCUACCAGCGAAUCUAUGCCUUUUGCACAAGGUUACUGACCCUGCCCACCCCCUACUGCACAGUCGCCUUGGACUGUGCGAUAAGGCUGAAAACGGAGACGGCCGUCCCAGGGACACUGUACCAAAGGAUGGUCAUUGCCGAACAGAACUUGACGAAUGAGCUGUAUCCCUACCAGGAGAGAGUGUUCCUCUUCGUGGAUCCUGAGCUGGUGUCUGCCUCUGUGUGCAGUGCUCUGCUACUGGAGAUCGAGGCGGCCCAGGCGCAGCAGACACCAGAGACCUGCAUGCGCCACGUGGUCUCCCACGCCCUGCAGGCGGCUCUGGGGGAGGCCUGUCACGCAAGCGCUCUGCACAGGAAGCUGCAGGCCAGCCCUCGCCGCACCCUGGAGCACUAUUUCCACGCCGUGGUGGCCGCCGUGGAGCAGAUGGCCAGCGAGGCCAGCCCGAGCCGGGAGGGACACGUAGAGAGGCUGGAGGAGAUUUACUGCUCGCUGCUGGGGCCCGCGGCGGGGCGCUGCAGUGGUGACCUUGUCCAAGAGCGGCCACCAAGCAUUCCCCUGCCCAGCCCCUACAUCACCUUCCACUUGUGGACCGGUGAGGAGCAGCUCUGGAAGGAACUGGUGCUUUUCCUCCGCCCAAGAUCCCAGCUGCGCCUCAGUGCUGACUUGGAGGUCUUGGAUCUGCAGGGCCUCAGGCCGGACCGGGAGUUGGCCCGGGUUUCUGUGCUGUCCACUGACAGCGGCAUUGAGCGGGACCUUCCCACGGGGACUGAUGAGCUGCCUGCACCCAGCAGCCCUGAGAUGGAGCGAGCCGGGCUGCAGCGCAAAGGGGGCAUCAAGAAGCGUGCAUGGCCCCUGGACUUCUUGAUGCCUGGCAGCUGGGACGGGCCCCCAGGGCUGCACCGGAGGACAGGCCGGCCCAGUGGGGAUGGGGAAAUGCUGCCCGGCGUGUCCCGGCUGCACACAGCCCGGGUACUUGUGCUCGGAGAUGACAGGAUGCUGGGGCGCCUGGCCCAGGCCUACCACAGACUCAGGAAACGGGAGACCCAGAAGUUCUGCCUCACUCCCAGACUCAGCCUGCAGCUCUACUACAUCCCCGUGCUGGCGCCUGAGAAGCCUGCAGCAUCCAGGCAGCCGGAGCUGGGAGAACUGGCUACGUUCCUGGGCCGCGUAGACCCGUGGUACCAGAGCAACGUCAACACGCUGUGCCCCGCCAUCCACAAGCUGGCUGAGAUGCCUCCUUCCCUGGACACAUCCCGGACUGUGGACCCCUUCAUCCUAGACGUCAUCACCUACUACAUCCGCAUGGGCACCCAACCCAUCUAUUUCCAGAUCUACACAGUCAAGAUCUUCUUCAGUGACCUGAGCCAAGACCCUACUGAGGACAUUUUCCUCAUUGAACUGAAGGUGAAGAUCCAAGAUUCUAAAUUCCCCAAAGAUGGCUUUUCACCCAGGAGGAGAGGCAUGGCUGAGGGCCCAGGGGCAGAGCUCUCCCUGUGCUACCAGAAGGCCUUGCUUAGCCACCGGCCCCGAGAGGUCACCGUUUCCCUGCGGGCCACUGGGCUGAUCCUGAAGGCCAUUCCAGCCAGCGACACAGAAGUUUCAGGGUCUAGCCAUUGCCCCCUGCCUGCUGCUCCUGUCACAGACCACACGUGUCUGAAUGUCAACGUGACAGAGGUUGUCAAGUCCUCCAACUUGGCGGGAAAGUCCUUCUCUACAGUGACCAACACCUUCAGGACGAACAAUAUCCAGAUCCAGAGCCAGGACCAGAGGCUGCUGACACUGUCACUGGACAAGGACGAUCAACGCACUUUCAGGGAUGUGGUCAGAUUCGAGGUUGCUCCCUGCCCAGAACCAUGUUCCGGGGCCCAGAAGUCCAAGGCACCGUGGCUCAAUUUGCAUGGGCAACAGGAGGUGGAAGCAAUCAAAGCCAAGCCCAAGCCCCUUCUGAUGCCCAUCAACACAUUCUCUGGUAUUGUCCAGUGAGCCUGCAGGGACAGCAGGCCCAGGAGGAAGGAUACACUACCCCACCAACCCCAAACACUCACACCAACAGCCAGAGCAAGGCCCGGCUCCACACGGCAGCUUUGGCCUUGACCAGGAGGCCAGCGAGUGCCUGGGAGCACAGGGAGCCUACCCUGGGGGCUAUGACGAGGAAGGGCCCACAUGGAGGUCUACGGAUGGCCCGGACAAUGCUGUCGCUGCUUGAGAACAUACACACCAAGCCCAGCUUCUCACACAAAUGUCUACUCCUUCAUUUAACUUCAAUUCCCACUUCUCCCACUGUCCUCUCCCACCCAAGCUCCCCAUCCAGCCCUUAAAACCAGGGUUAAAGCUGCUGUCUUGGCCAGAGCCCUGUGGCCUAGGGGAAAAUUGGAAGCAAGGAACAGCAACAGCACCACCUCCCUCCCAAGUCUCUUCCCUUCCCACUCUCAGGCCACUGCCCACCUCACUCAGUCCAGGCAGGUGUCUCUAUCAGGUGAGAGAAAAAUGUCAGACUCAAUAAAUGUACACUGAAGUCUUUCUGCUUUCA
Molecule: messenger RNA, 3049 nt
Organism: Gorilla gorilla gorilla (western lowland gorilla)
Lineage: Eukaryota; Metazoa; Chordata; Mammalia; Primates; Hominidae
Gene: PIK3R6
Product: phosphoinositide-3-kinase regulatory subunit 6
Exons: 20
Coding region: 238-2502 (754 amino acids)
Biological process (GO): G protein-coupled receptor signaling pathway; positive regulation of MAP kinase activity
Cellular component (GO): phosphatidylinositol 3-kinase complex, class IB
Molecular function (GO): 1-phosphatidylinositol-3-kinase regulator activity
Source: RefSeq, a predicted model, not a curated record